CAAUCAUUCAUUUUUUCUAUAGACUUUUUUGAUUUCCAAUCCAAAACCUAUUUUUUGGAUUGAUUCAUAAUUUUAUAAAUUGCGGUGGAAAAUACUAUUUAGUGUGUUUAUAAAUAUUGGAUUGUCCUUUAAAUUGCACUUAUAGACUAUUCAUAAGCUCCUAAAAUGUCCGGCGAACCCGAAGUGACCCACACUCCCACUGAGGAUGAUGCGGAAGAAGAAAUCAAGUCUACGUACAAACCUCCCCCGGAGAAGACGAUAGAGGAGAUCCUUGCAGCUGAUCAAGAGGAUGAGUCGUUACGGAAAUACAAGGAGGCCCUUCUUGGGCAGGCCCAAGCUGGAGCUGUCAUUGUUGAUCACAACGAUCCUCGCAAGGUUAUAGUGAAGAAGUUGGCGCUGUGCGUCGCUGGACGUGACGACGUGGAGCUCGACCUCAGCGGUGACCUCACUGACCUCAAGAAGCAGGUGUUCGUGAUAAAAGAGGGCGUGCAAUACAGGAUAAGGAUCGAUUUUAUCGUGCAGAGGGAAAUUGUGCACGGGCUCAAAUAUGUGCAGAAGACCUACCGGUUGGGCGUUCCAGUUGAUAAGAUGACACACAUGGUUGGCUCCUACCCCCCCAAAACGGAGAUCCAGUCGUACACCACACCCCCUGAAGACGCACCUUCAGGAAUCGUCGCAAGAGGUUCGUACACCGUCAACAGCCUCUUCACAGAUGACGAUAAGAACGUCCACCUCCAAUGGGAAUGGUGCUUCGAAAUCAAGAAAGACUGGAAGGAUUAAAGAGUGCUGGAUAUCAUACGGCUGGAUUGGAUGUUCGGGUGAAAUUCCUUCGCCUGUGCCAUUGACAAGAUGCGGUGCGUUUUUGUUUUCUACAUUUGAACUUGUUUUUUUUUUUUAAAUACAGACUUGUUCUGUUUGAUAUUCGAAUUUUAAUUGUUCGAAUCACUUGAUUGAGCUUGUUUGAUUGAAACAGACUUGUUCCAGAAGUCUUACAAUGCGGUGCAUUUUUAAUUUUCUAAAUUUGAAAUUGUUUUUAACACUGGCUUGUUCUAUUUGAUAUUGGAAUUUUAACAGUUCAAAUUGAGCUUGUUCUAAAUAGGCUUGUUCCAUUAUAAUUUUUUUUUAAUUAUAACACUUUGUUACUUGGUUUAAAAUUUCCAUUCUAUAUUUGAACCAACCAUAGAAUUAAUAAAUUGAUAGACAUCCAUUUUGCGAAUGAUAAUAACAUAAAUUUAACUUUAUAUUCUAGUGGAAUAAGUCUCCAAAUAGUGAUACCUUAGUACAUCUGCCUUAUCCAAGUUCAAAUUAUAUUCAAAGCAAUAAUAUUAAUGUAAUAUAGAUGUUUUGCAAAUAUUUAGCUUAUAAACUGAUUAUGAACUUUUAUAAACCUAUUAUGCGAUAAUUUCUCCAAUAAGGAUUUUGAUGUAUUUAAUAUCAUAAUCACUUAAAACAAAUUAUGUGAAAACAUAGAUGUAAUAAAAAAACGAAGUGGCAUAUAUAAUAAAUAUAUUUGUUAUGCUAUAUAAUAUGAAAUCAAAAGCAUAUUUCUUAAAUAUAAUUUCAUUGAAUGUCCAGUCCAGUUAGUGUCGGAAAUGGUGGCUGACUGAUUGGAUUGAUUCGUUGUUCUAUCGACAACAUAGGAUUAAGGUCUUCAAAUACUGACAGUAUCUGCGCAAUACUGACUCGAUAAGAAUUUGGAUAAUUCUUAUAUAUAUAAAAUCGUCUUUUUUAUUGCAGAAAUCGAUUAUAAAUCUACUUUAUUAUAUAAUAUCCUUUUACUUCCGUACAACUUCAUCGUGACACAAUGUAGAAAAAGUGAAAUGAAUCCCAACUUGGUCGUUUUUUGUAGGUGGCGUUUAUUUAGUUGCUUUGAUGAAUUAAGAUGAACGCGAAAUUAUCAUCACUAGGAGGUUCAUCUUUACACUUUUACUUUCUUUUAUUUAUUCACAAUACAUUAUUACUAUUUUUGCUCUUAUACAUAAAGUUGUUAUUCCAAUGAAUACGUCGAGUCAGAGUUGCGGAGAUGUCACAUAACAGACCAAUAGACAUAAGUGUAGGCUUACCAUUUUAAUAUACUCGAGUCUUCGCGAUCGUAUCCGUAAUGUAUGAUAUUAAAGGAUCAAAAUUUAGUGUAAAAAUAUUGAAUUUACAUAUACAUGUGUAUUUUAAAUACAUUUUAUAAUAAUAUACCUACUUAUCUUCAGUCUAUUUAGCAUUAUUAUAUUAGUUCUAACACUAGAUUUGGGUAUUGGAUACUUAAAAAAUAAAACGUUUUUAACAAUGAGGUUGUUGCUCUAAAAGAGGUCUGUCAAAUGGUCAUUUUAAAGCCUUAUAUUUUGCAAAUUCUGUGUUCUUUGACCGUUGGCGAUGAAGAUACAUUUAUACAUACGAACACGUCUUCACCCCUUUCGGGUUAGACGAUUGGACGUAUGAUUGGCUAGCGACCUGUCACUAUUUGAAUCCCAAUUCUAUCAUGAUGGCUGCAGAAGAAUUAUCUGAUAAUUUCUGCUAACAGAUUGUGCCCACUUAGACUUGACCUCUUUAGUCGUGCAUUUAAUACCCAAAUCUACUGUGGUUAGGUGUCCUAUAAGAUAUUAUAAGUACCUAUCUAAGUAUUGGCGUGUGAAUAUGAGAAUAUUUAUGUGUUAAUGUCACAAAUUAGCUGUACAUUUUGGAUGAAUAAGUUGGUUUUUUAUCUAUUAAACCGUCUCUUUCCAACACUCCCUUUAUAACGACGUUCCUUAAUAGUUUAUUAAGCCGUCGGCUAAAGACCUAUUAAAUUCACCCGUCUCUUCCUAACACCCCCUUUACAUUGUCCAUAGUUUAUUAAGCCGUCGGCUAAAAUACCUACAUAUAUAUGUUUUCAUCAUCAAAAACCUAUUUUCACACUCACACGCCUAUAUAGUCAUUAUGCUAUAGUCUGGCCACUAUUUUGUAGUACCGACACGAUGCUUAGACCAGCAUUCCUAGAGCAUUUCAACCGAUCUUUACUCGAUUAGAAUUGUAAGCCUUGAGGAAUGAAUUGCUUUGAAAAUAACCUUAAGUGUCUAACUCGAGGAAUUAUUUAUGUUUUGAUAAUUAUCGCCAAGGGGCUGAUUUUGUGGUCAUCGGUUGGCGCCACUGUCGGUUAGUGUCAGAUUUGUUUUCAAAGUUUGUUGUUUUCGUUUGCGAAAAUCCAUAUAUCUAUAACUAUACUUCAAGACGUACCAUUGAAAUAUCGAGAAUGUUGAAUAUAGUUUAUGUAUUCUUUAUUUUGCAAAUAAAAAGUGCAGUCAAGUUACGAACAGAAAACUUUUAUUGAUUUUAUGAAAUGAAAUGUUAUCCAAAUUUUUUUAUAGUACAAAUAUAUGAUGCAAUGUUAAAAAUAUAUUUAAAAUUUGACACAGCAACGGCCCUUUUUGGUAGCUUUUAUUACGGAAUCGGGUCUUGUAACGAUAAUUAUCAAAACCAUUGUCAGUUUAUACUCGGUGAUAAGGCUAAAAAAAGCAAUUAUUUGUCGGCUUCGUAAGAGUUAUAUAGUGACAUAGUUGUAGGAAUAUAGAUGGUUGGAUGUGAAAUUUUUGGGAGAAAAGAAAAUGAUACAAUUUUUUUUUUAUAUCUAUAUUUAAAGUUUCACAUUUGACGCUUCUAUAUAUCAACAAUUCUACGAGUAAGCAAGACAAAAUAUAAUGCGAUGUUUUCUAUACAAAAUCGAUGUAUGUACCAAAACUUAGUAUAAGAAUAUUGGAAAGUAUUGGUGCACCAAAUAAAAAGAUGUCUAUUUUUUAAUAUUUCACCUGCUUAAUAUCAGUGGCUUUAGAAGUCUGAAUGUACUUCCAACAUGAUCUUGACCAUUCUAGAAUGAAAAAUUUAAAUGCAGAUUUGCGCGCGAAACUUAACGACAAUACUUUUGGUACUGUCGUGUCGCGAGUCGUUUAUCUUAUGGAGUUGCUUUUGUAUACUUCAUAAAAACGGCCGCAUAGCGUCGUUUCGUGUCGCGUCGCGUCGCGUCGUGUCGCAAAUACGUUCAGACCUUAACCGUGGCAAUAAUGUCGUAAAAGUAUUAUUUUAUUGAGCUGUUUUCUUGAAUAGCUUUAUUAGAAUUAAGCGAUUAAGUACACAGAGCCAUCUUAAGUGUCGUGACUAAAUUUUAGAGUUUACGAUAUGUGACUAUAUAUUUCGUCGAAAAUUUCUAAAACAACGUAGUUAGUCACUUACUAUUUGUUGUUUCAUUCGUAUAUGUUUUCAUAAAAGCCAUAAAAGUCUUUUGAAGAAUAGUACAAGGAUUUUGUAAUAAGACGUCGAAUUAAAUAAUUGAUGUGUUAUCAAGUGAUAGUUACGAUAAGAAAAAUCUUUAUUUGGCGCAAAAGGUGACAUUACAUAGUUUAUAAUAAUAAAAAAAAAUUACAUGACGAUUACCAAAAGGGUUUCCACUCAGCAUAUGCAUGUGCAUGAUAAGGUUAUACAACGCGCUGUAUAAUUGUAAAGCUAAAUCGUUGUAUAAUACUCGUAUUAACCUGUUUCUAACAAAUAGUGAUGAGGUAAAUACUGUGUAGUGAUGGGUAGACGCAACGAGACAACGAGGUCGAUGGGUGAACUAGUUGAAAAACGGUAUUAAUUUUUAACUAGUUUACGGCAUUAUCUUAAAUCUUAGCAUGACCCGUCGACGAGUUUACCCGUUCACGGCGAUAUAAAUAGUAAAAAUUAACGAUUCAUUCAUUCAAUGCUCACCUCUAAAAUAUUAUGUAUUAUCGCCACCUGCAAUAUCAUUUGUGCCUAGGAAUUGUCUAUUUAAAGAAAUUAAUAAAAUGAAAACUAUAAUUACUGUAAAAUUCUAUUGUCACGACACUGGCUUCUUAGAAAUCUUAACGGUCCGCCAAAAUCAAGUUAGCAAUGUUAAAUUAAUUGUUUAUCGAACGAUCGUUAUAGUAAUGUCGUGCAACCCACCAUUAUUCUGUAUUUAAAAAAAAGACAUGAAAUCAAAGUUGAUUAAUCUUUAAUGCCUUAUAAUUUUUUUCUCUUUUUAUUCAAUUACCAGAAAUCUAUUGUAUGGUUUGCUCUGAUGUCUUUUCUAUAGCAUGGUUGCUAUGAAUUCUCACAAAUGAGCUGAAUACUGAGGUAGAUAGAUACAAAAAGGUCACACGCUUACGAAGUUAUACACUGAUCUGCAGUUGAGACUAAAAAAUAAACGAUUAAUAUUGCUCACUAUGUAUUUCUAAAUUUGAUUUUGUCGUGCAGCGAGACCCAAACGGCAUUUAAUAAUCGCUUAAGCGCAAAGGUGCUCAGUGGUCAAUCAUUGGUUCUCUUCUACUCGUAAUAUAAGGCUUCCCUUUUAUAAAUUAUAAAAUUAUAAUAAUAAAUACAUUUUUCCGUACCGGUCUUCGAUUGGACCCAAUUUUGAAGCUCGAUUCGCCCUGUAAAUAAAACUGAUUUGAUUUGUUAGGACCUCUGAAAUUUGUACACGAAAAGUAGCUUAAAUUAUGAAUAAAUCUAUAUUGGGAAAGUAAUAUGACGAUCAAAUAUAAAAUGAUUUAAUACCGAUAUUAACUUUGUAAUUUUCUGGUAUAAAAAUAUAUUGCUAUUAGAAUCAAUGCCUUAAUAAACUUGUACGUAGAAUAAUAAGUCCUUGCUAUAGUUAAGCACGGUGUGGCAUGAGAUAUAGUAACAAAAAUGUACUCCCAAUAUUCUACCUCGUAGUUCCAAACAUUAAUCCAUUGUUAUCGCUAAAUUUAACACUUAUCCAAAUGUAGUGUCGCUAUUUUUGAUACCUAUUGUAUACUAGAAACAAUACUAGCGAUUAAAAAAAAUACUUAAUCGUGAACUAAGGUAGUAAUAACGUUUUUAAUAGCUCCGCUUCAAAAUUGGGCCGGCAUUUAGUUGGUGUUACUGUAAUUAAUCGGUUGAAUUCAUGAAUUAUUUCAAUAGAUGUGUAAAGUUUUAUGCAUUGUAAUAGUUUGGCCAAAAAUAAAGCUUAUUUAUUCAA
This is a messenger RNA of Amyelois transitella, 5962 nucleotides long. RefSeq names its product rho GDP-dissociation inhibitor 1 (gene RhoGDI). NCBI's taxonomy places the organism in Eukaryota, Metazoa, Arthropoda, Insecta, Lepidoptera, Pyralidae. Gene Ontology annotation, biological process: Rho protein signal transduction. Bases 166 to 780 code for a protein of 204 amino acids. The record is from RefSeq and is a predicted model, not a curated record. Gene Ontology annotation, molecular function: protein binding; Rho GDP-dissociation inhibitor activity. Gene Ontology annotation, cellular component: cytoplasm; cytosol; membrane. The transcript is spliced from 5 exons.